GCAGUCGACGGAAAUGGAAAGUCCAUAAACAAUAGAAACGUGCAACAUGGUGUCAACAGUGUUGUGUGAAGAGCGAUAUGGUUCCGACUCAGAACCUAAUAUUUAUUCUUAUGGAGAUGGAAAAUUAAGCAAGAACAAUUUUUCGAAGACUAGUUCAGUCAAACAAUGUUUUAGGGCUGUAUUUCUUCCUCAAGGUUAUCCUGACAGUGUGAGUAGUGAUUACCUAAAAUAUCAGAUAUGGGACACUAUACAGGCAUUUUGCAGCAGCAUAACCGGUACCCUUGCAACCCAAGCCAUGCUGAAAGGUGUCGGUGUCGGUGACGAGAGUGCCACAGCCGCAGCGGCCACCAUCACUUGGAUAUUAAAAGAUGGUUCUGGAAUGAUUGGAAGGAUCUUAUUUGCAUGGUAUCAAGGCACUUCGCUGGAUUGUGAUGCUAAACGAUGGAGAUUAUUUGCAGACAUUCUAAAUGACUUUGCAAUAUGCAUUGAGUUGAUUUCGCCUCUCUUUCCAUCAUUCUUUGUAUUCAUUGCUUGCAUAUCAAGUGUCUUCAGGUCAAUUGUAGGAGUUGCAGGAGGAGCUACUAGAGCGGCGCUGACCAUGCAUCAAGCAAAGAGGAAUAAUAUGGCUGAUGUCUCUGCUAAAGAUGGAAGUCAAGAGACUCUAGUCAAUCUAGCUGCGUUACUAAUUGGUUUAAUCAUUACUCCAGUGGCGUCUGGCAAUCAUAUACUUACAUGGACCUUGUUCUUCGUGUUCACGUUUUUGCACCUGUAUGCAAAUUAUCGAGCAGUUACCUGUGUAGUCAUGGAGACAGUGAAUCAAACAAGGCUCCACAUUUUGGUGCAAGAAUUUCUUCAGAGUCCAGAUCUUCACAUUUUAAGUCCGGCUAAGGCAAAUGCAAUGGAACCAGUGAUUUGGAAGCAGGCGAAGCCACUCCGGGUCAAUCUUGGUUCAUCUUUAGGUACAUUUAUCAACAGUUUUGAAGAUCUGGAGUCUUGUUUAAAAAGCAAUGGCAAUGAAAUAUUCCUAUUGGGUUUAAAUUGCAAGAAAGGUGUAUUGAAUAUUGUUCUACAUGAAAACAUCCCAGUUAGAGAAAUCAUCAAGGCUUGUUUUCAGGCUGAAGUUAUACAAUGUGCCUACCAACAAGUCCAGUACCUGCAAGGGGGUACUCCGACAGUAUUACUUAAGGACCAAUCACAAGGCCAACUAAUUGAAUACAUAAGAAAGGGGAAAAAUAUGACGAUAUCGGAUUCCUGGGAAGUAGUACGAUUGUCUGCUAAAGUUGCGGACCAUCUAUUCCCUCGAUUCCUUAAGGAUUUUGAGAUGGCAGGAUGGAAAGUGGAACCGACACAGUUAUGCCCAGAUGAAUGGCGAGCACACUGGAGUUUACAAGGAAUUGCAGAUAAAAAGUCAUUUUAAUUGCUGUCUCACAUUUAGCCUUGCAUUCUGAUAUUGUCAUAAAGGCUGAGCCUGUAUUAAUAGACUAUGUAACACUGCAGAACAAACAAAUAAUGUUUCCAGUUACACACAUAUAUAUAAUAAUGUUCCUCUGUGAAAUGUAUUGUCAGUAUACAGCCUCUGUAUAUGCACUCCUUGAAAUAACUUAUAACAGUAUUAUAACAGUAGAUGUAGUAUAACACUUUGACAUCAGCAGGUCGGGCACUGAGAUAUAGAUCCAGGGUCUUUGGUUUGAUCCAAUGGUGACGCCAGCAGAAUGGGUGAGAGGGGGGAAUUUUGUUUUACAAUCCACAAUGAUAUUUUCUUCAAAUCUUUAUACUAUCUGUAUAACAAGACAUUAUGUUUAUUCUAUUUUUAAACUAUAUUUUUAGAGCGUGACCCUUUGAACUUAUACUAGGUGGUCAGCUUGGGGACCCUAUAAAGUAAUAAAAUGCUCUAUAAAGUAUUCUCAUUAUGAGGCUGAGGGAAUUCAGAUUUUAUUUAUCAUAUUUAAUAUUAUAUUAUGUCAGUCUUAUCGGUUGGUUACAUGUCAUUGGAAUAACCAACCAUUUCUCCUCACUAUUAAUUAUCAAUACUUAAAGAUAUAACUUUGUAGUAAAAUCAUUUAAAAAUUUUAAUUGCUCAUUUAAAAGAAUCAAUUAAGUUAAGUUUUAUUGAAAAACAGAUGGAAAACCAUCUUAAAUUGAGUAAAGUCAGUUUAGAGUCUAUGCAAAGAAUGUUAUGUCUGUUUCUUUUUAUUUCAUUGAAAGCAUUGACAGUGGCACAUGGUGGGCUUGGUGGGCCUACCCUUUUUUUCAUUCUCAUGCUCUUUAAUUUUAGGUUUUUGAGUAUUUUAGGCUUUACUAGAUAGGUGCAUCUGUGAGUUAUGAUUGGCCAGCGAAACCAGGGGGUGGGGGCUUCCCCACUUUUUGGCAGAAAAUUUAUAAUGGCUAUGCAGAUUUUUAUAUGAUCCCACUUUAUGCUAGUGGGCCACACCCACUUUGAAGAACGUUCCUUCGGUAUAAUGCGCUAUAUCCCACAAAGUCCCACAACAUUACAUUAUCCACCAAUUUUAGUGAGUGGGCCAAACCUCCUGUAUGCCCCCACCAGUAAUGUGCCAACAAAAGUUUUAAUAUUUAUUUUGACAAAACAACAGACUGAUUGAUCAAACUUGGCUGUUGUUUUUUUUUUUUUUUUAAAGGUAUUAUAUGAGAUUAUAUUAUUUUUUAAAAAUCACCAAAUUUGUCUCAGAGAAUGUAAGAAAACGUUAAUUUUUUUAGUGGUUCCAGCCCCUGGACGCCCUGUAAGUCCUCAGUGAUCUCCUGGCCCCAGCCUCAGAUUUUUUGCACCCUCUCAGAAUGCUUACUGGACACACCCACUGUCCAAAUUGUGCCAUCGCCUAUGAUUAAAAUCUGAUAAUAUAUUAAAAAUAUAUUAAUUAAUUCAAAUAUUUAAUUAUAUUUUUUCAAGCUUAAUAACUCAGUUUUAUGCUUAAUGAGGUAAUUUUAUGUGUCAUUCUUGACCAAUCAAUGUGUCAAAUUGAUGAAUGAGUAUUUUGAAAGGACAAAUUAAAUCCAGAUUUUAGUGGAAAUGCAUAACUAAAUUAAAUAUAAGCAUAUUUUAUCCUGUGCUAUUUAAUCGAUUUAUGUAUUUUAAUGUUCAUUAAUAAAUUCAUUAAUAGAUACAAA
This is a messenger RNA of Anneissia japonica, 3123 nucleotides long. RefSeq names its product RUS1 family protein C16orf58 homolog. The transcript is spliced from 13 exons. Lineage: Eukaryota; Metazoa; Echinodermata; Crinoidea; Comatulida; Comatulidae. The record is from RefSeq and is a predicted model, not a curated record. The coding region runs from base 47 to 1417 and encodes 456 amino acids.